Messenger RNA from Podarcis raffonei (Aeolian wall lizard), 6957 nucleotides. RefSeq names its product protein associated with LIN7 1, MAGUK p55 family member (gene PALS1). Bases 617 to 2719 code for a protein of 700 amino acids. The record is from RefSeq and is a predicted model, not a curated record. Gene Ontology annotation, cellular component: plasma membrane; adherens junction. The transcript is spliced from 15 exons. Lineage: Eukaryota; Metazoa; Chordata; Lepidosauria; Squamata; Lacertidae. Gene Ontology annotation, molecular function: protein binding. Gene Ontology annotation, biological process: generation of neurons; morphogenesis of an epithelial sheet; protein localization to plasma membrane.
GCACAUGCGCGCAGCGUGGGAAGUCGGUUUCGUUGCUGGGGAUCUGGCACAGGAGGCGGGGCGGCGGCGGCGGCCGAAGUUGUGGUGCUCGGCUCUGCCUUCCUCCCUGGGCGGCUGCGCGCGGGGUGAAUUGGGAGGGCUGUGUCUCGCUGCCUGUCUCCGGCCCGCGUCUGUUAUUCUGAGGGGCCUCAAGUGAAGAAGCGGUGCUGCCGGGCGCGCUCCUCCUGCCUCUCCCGAUUUAGGCUGAGCCCCGUCCGGUGCUGCUUUCAGUAGGAACGCGAAGGCUUAGGAUGCUAAUCACUGUUACCUGACUUCAGUAGAAAAGAAUUUGAGAAGACAGAGGAAUGGCUGGUUGCGAUUUCAUGAUUUAAGUUUUUUCUUUGCACAAGUUGCAGGCUAGCUGGCAGAGCUGUUGCUAUGGAAACAAACAGUCAGCUCCUGAGAGUGCCAAUGGAAUGCUAAUCUGGUAUAAAUGAGGAGUUCCAGCUGCUGCCCAAAGAUUUUCUUGUUGGAAAUUUAUUUUCAUCUUGAUCUGGUGACGCAUAUGAAGAAUUGGUUCAUGCUAUAAUGGAUUUUAAGUGGUACCUUCAAGAAAAUAGGCCUUAUAAUAGAGUUUAUGUCUGACAAGUGGUACGGCUUACUGCAUACAACAAUGACAACCUCUCAUAUGAAUGGGCAUAUAACAGAAGAUUCUGACAGUGAAACAAAAAAUGUGGAUCUUGUACCGCUUGAGGAGCCUCAGAGGCACAGAGAGAUGGCUGUUGAUUGCCCUGGUGAUCUGGGAACCAGGAUGAUGCCACUGCGGAGGAGUGCUCAACUUGAGCGAAUUAGACAACAACAAGAGGACCUAAGGCGAAGGCGGGAAGAAGAUGGAAAGAAACAGGAACUGGACCUUAAUUCUUCUAUGCGGUUGAAGAAGCUAGCUCAAAUUCCUCCCAAAACUGGAAUAGACAACCCUAUGUUUGACACAGGCGAAGGAGUUAUUCUAGAGAGCCCACAUUGUGCUGUAAAAAUCCUAGAAGUUGAGGAGCUUCUAUCAUCUCUGAAACAUGUUCAGCACACCCUGGUAGAUCCCCAAAGCCAAGAGGAAAUAGCUCUAAUUUUACAGCUGGUUCAAAACACCGACUUUCAAAAUGCAUUUAAAAUACAUAAUGCUGUUACCGUGCAUAUGAACAAAACCAGUCCACCGUACCCACUUAUCUCCAAUGCGCAAGAGCUUGCACAAGAGGUACAGAGUGUUUUGAAGCCAAGCCAUCAGAAAGAUGGAUUGGAACUUAAUUCUUUAUUGAAUGCCCCUCAUAUUCAGGCACUGCUGUUGGCUCAUGAUAAAGUUGCUGAGCAGGAAAUGCAACCAGAGCCAGUGACGGAUGAAAAGAUUUAUGAGAAUGUAGGUCUGUAUGGAGGAGAGACAGUUAAAAUAGUUCGCAUUGAAAAGGCUAGAGAUAUUCCAUUGGGCGCUACAGUACGCAAUGAAAUGGAUUCAGUCAUCAUUAGUCGAAUAGUGAAGGGAGGUGCUGCAGAGAAGAGUGGGCUGUUGCAUGAAGGUGAUGAAGUUCUGGAAAUUAACGGAAUUGAAAUUCGUGGAAAGGAUGUUAAUGAGGUUUUUGAUUUACUGGCGGACAUGCACGGCACGCUGACAUUUGUCCUGAUUCCCAGUCAGCAGAGUAAGCCACCACCCACAAAAGAGACAGUGAUCCAUGUGAAAGCUCACUUUGACUAUGAUCCAUCUGAUGACCCCUACGUCCCAUGCAGAGAGCUAGGCUUAUCCUUUCAAAAGGGAGAUAUACUCCAUGUCAUCAGCCAAGAAGAUCCAAACUGGUGGCAGGCCUAUCGAGAUGGAGAUGAGGAAAAUCAGCCUUUGGCAGGCCUCAUUCCAGGGAAAAGUUUUCAGCAACAAAGAGAAGCUAUGAAGCAAACUAUAGAGGAAGACAAAGAACCAGAAAAAUCAGGGAAACUUUGGUGUGCGAAGAAAAAUAAAAAGAAAAGGAAAAAGGUUCUGUAUAAUGCCAAUAAAAAUGAUGGUAAGAAGGGAUUUCAACUAUCUUCCAGUAUUUUUUCUGAUUAUGACAACGAGGAGAUCUUGACUUAUGAGGAAAUGUCACUUUAUCACCAACCAGCGAAUAGGAAACGACCCAUUGUCCUGAUCGGUCCACAAAACUGUGGCCAAAAUGAACUUCGGCAAAGGUUAAUGAAUCACGAAGCUGACAGAUUUGCUUCUGCAGUUCCUCAUACAACACGAAAUAGGAGAGACAAUGAAGUGGCUGGCAGAGAUUACCAUUUUGUAUCACGGCAAGUAUUUGAGGCCGACAUAGCAGCAGGAAAGUUUAUUGAGCAUGGUGAAUUUGAGAAGAAUCUGUAUGGUACCAGCAUAGACUCUGUCCGGCAAGUGAUCAAUUCUGGAAAGAUAUGUCUUUUAAAUAUCCAUACACAGUCACUGAAGAGCCUUCGCAAUUCAGACUUGAAGCCAUAUAUUAUCUUCAUUGCACCACCUUCACAAGAGCGGCUUCGUGCAUUACUGGCCAAAGAGGGCAAAAAUCCAAAGCCUGAUGAACUUCGAGAAAUUAUAGAGAAAACCCGAGAGAUGGAGCAAAAUAAUGGCCAUUACUUCGACACAGCUAUUGUGAAUUCUGAUAUUGACAAAGCAUACCAAGAAUUACUUCGUUUAAUUAACAAACUUGAUACAGAACCUCAGUGGGUUCCAUCCUCCUGGCUACGGUGAAACAGUUACAAGGAAGAAAAGGACCUUGCCAAUAGAAGAAUGCUCACCCUGUAUAUUAGAUGAUGGAUUAACCUCUAGUCCUCUGUGUGCACGGAUUAACUGUGUGCUUUAAAAAAAUAAUACUCAUACAGUCUGACACCAUUCUACUGUGAUUUUGAAUGUCUGAUCUUUCACUACCUUUUUACCAGACAUUGACAUUUUGAACAAGCCACUACAUUUUUAAUCAUUUGAAAACACUUUCAAGCGGCUGCUUUAAAUUUACUUUUUCUGACUAGAGUUUUUUCUCAAGGUAAAUAUAUGUAUACAGUCCUGAUCACUAUAAAAACUGAUUGUUAUUUAACGUUUUUAAGUUAAUUAUGUUGCAGACAUGAUGGUAGUUUGCAAAAACACCUUUACAGAAUAUUGGAUAAAGGAAUAUACCUACAAGGGGAAUGAAGGAAUUAAUCUAUAAGUACUGUCAAAUGUAUAAAGGGGCUACUUUGAUUUGAAGUUGCCUUCUUGGGCUUCAAAUUGUUGUUGAAACAUUCCAUUAUCUAAUCGCACUGCAAUUUUUGAAGAUGUGUACAUUGUAAAUAUUUCAAACUUUUUUGUCUUUAGUUAGUUUGUAAAUCAGAUUCACAGCUAAUUAAAUAACAGUAAGUCCUAUGGAAGGUUAUAUAUAUAUAUAUCUGCUGAUAUUUUAGAUGUGGUAUUUUAUGAAUUUUUUCCUCUUUGCUAUAUCAAUUGAUUGAGAGCCACGGUUAACACAUGGGACUAUAGAAGAGUUUAGAUGGGAAGCUAUAUUUUUAUGAAAAUAGAAAUUCUUAUAUGGAUUUUUUUUAAAGAAUACUUUGCUUCCUUAAAAUGUAAAUUUGUCUUUUAUAACCAAGGAAACAGACUUUGGGAUGAUGAAUAUUAGAAUAUUUUCUUGUAUUUUUAUACCUAGGCACAAGGUGUCUCAUGGCUGUUGAUCAUGUAGGUAGUUAUAAAGUGGAGUUUAUAAUAUUAAGUAACCCAGUUAUCAUCCUGAAUUUAAUUGAUACCGUUGUAAAACAAAACUAGUGGAAGAAUGUGAAUGUUACUAAAUUAGGAACCUGAUGUGUUCUGUUUCUAGAACCAGCAUAUCCUUAUAUGCAAUUGAAAAUACCCAUAAAGGUUCAAAUAUUACAGCUAUUGCAUUUAUGAAACUUCUCUAAUUGUAGCUGCCUUUGAAACUGAUUAGCUUUGUUGCUUUGUGGCACCCUUAAUGUGAAUAUGAAUAGUUUUCUUUGUUCUCAAUCAUAGCUUUUAUUUUUAUAUACUGUCAUACACUGGAACUACUUCAACAUGUAGUUGAAUAUAACCUAAUAGUUAAGAAUUAGUCUUUCCAUGUUCUUUCAUAUUUUUCUCUGAAGGAUUAAACAGAAAAUCCAAGCAGGAUUGAAACUUUUUUGUGUUCAUAGUUGAACAUACAGUAUACAUUGACAUAUGGAGAAUUGGGGGGAGGGGGGUAAUACUAUUUAAGAACUGAAAUUCCUCUCUUAGUAUUAUGAUCCACUCCCCCACCAUGGGAGAAAAGAGAAAUCUGGAAUCAACCAACAGCUCCCCUCCUCUGCAGAGUAUAUGCAUAUGAUCUUUAAGCGUAGCACAUUUAUCAAGAGAUUGUAAAAUCGCUCAACAAUGUGCCUCUAUCCAAUGAAGCCUUUGGGUAGGAAAUAGAAGUGAUAUGGAAUAAUCUAUGUAUCACUGUCAACCUGCAAAAUAGUGAUUUAUCUCAAAUUGUCAACUUUGCUUAGAAUACAAAGCAGAAAAAUGAAUGUUGUGUUUCUUCCUUGCUUUGCUUUGAUGUGAUAGUAGACAACAAAAUUCAGAAACUCUGGGCUAGUGCAGAUAUAAGGCUUCCCACCCUUUAAGCAUGCAUAGGGGAUCAGGAAUGGGCUAUGGGAUUAUUCAGUCCUUUCCCCUUCCUUUUUCUCGCACAAAUCCCCUUCCCUCCCUUGUCUUAACUAUGCUUUGCUAUGUCUACACUACUGUUAAACCAUGGUGAAGCUUGAUCACUGGCAUUCAGAAUCAGUAUUUGAAGUGGUUUACAAAUCCUAUCUUACAAGACUUAACAAAUGUUCAGGAUUGUGCAGAGAUGAAGGUUCGUGGUUAAGGAUGGUAGAAUCCGCACACAAAGAGAAGGCUAGGGAGAGCGCACACAGUGCCAUGGCCUGCUCCCACUUCUUUAACUAUGGUUAAGGAAUGGAAAGUGUUUUAUCUGCAUUGUAUAGACUGUGCAUUACCCAGAUGUAUGUAUUUUUCAUCAUCUUAAGGGUUAUGGUGCUGAUGUCCAUGAGGUCUAAAUUUAAUUACUUUUACAGCCAUGUGAAAUAUUUCUAUCAGUAUCUUAGGUUUAAAUGUUAAGAAAAUGCUGAUGUAAUCCAUGAUGCAUUCUAGGACAGUAUAUGAAAUACUGGUUUUGGCAUACUAUACUGGUUAAGAGUGAUGUAUUAACAGUAAAAUCCCCUUUGUUUCUCCUAUCCCCCUUCUGAAUUUCUAAGAUGAUUAAGAAAUUAAUUGGACAUAGUCUUCUAAAUGCAGAAAUUACUAUAUAUAUUAAAUGUGCCUGCCACCUGCUGUCCUUUGAGAUAAGAGUGGUGGCCUAAAAAUCCACACUAAGCUCUGGCUAUAGAAAUGCAACUGUGGCAAACAAUAAUUAAGAGGGCUUUCAAAAAUCAUCCAAUAUAACUAAAUUGAUAUCUGUCAAUUACUCUACUACUGACAUUUGGAAAAGGAUGUUCCACAAUAUUGUAAUUACAGAGAAAUGGGCAUAUCUGUUUGGAUGAGGGAAGAAAAUUCUAAACUUCUUUCAGAGGAUACAAUAUUGUGUAUUAUAAUGAGCUUUGCAACAAGUGCUGUUCUAUUCUAGGCUAGUUAAAUAGGGGAAAAUAUUUGAUUAACCAAGUGAAAGAUAUGCCUUGUAAACAAACCAUGACUGUAAUGAUAUUUCUUUAAAAAUGGAAAGAGAAAGGGUGAAGGGAUAACAAAAUAGCUUUUAAAGGUAAUACAGUAUAUCUCUACACAACACCCAGGUUGAAGCUUGACAUCUACUUGCACUCUAUUUUGAGCUAUUAUAAACUGCACAUUAAUGUAAACAUGUAAAAUAAUAUUCCUAGCCUUCAAGUAUACUGUUGUAAAUGUAACCGUGAGGUAAUAUAUUUCACUUCCUAGUGGCUUAGUACUACAAGCUACUGUGGCAGGAAAUAAAUAUAGAGGAUUGUAUAAAACAGCUGCAGCUUGUGUGCAGACUGUAGUGUUAUGGAAAGCAGUACCAAGAUUGCUCCAAGUUGCAUCCAUGCUGCUGUUCUGGCUGCCAGUGCCAGGGGUGGUAUGGUGGCACAGCCUACAGCCACUAUAUGCUAACAAAAGGCAGGGAAACAAAAGCCAGCUCAUCUUUGUACUAUCCUGAAGCCUUAUUGGCAUUCAGCUUCAUCAGUGCAAUCUUGUGCAUCUAAUGUUUUGUAUUGAGCUGUCAAGCAGAUACUGCCCUUGUAGCUCAGUCAGUGCAGUCACUUAUUUGUAGAGUUGGAUGGUGUGUUCCAAAGCCUACUUGGGCAUGGUACCUAAGACCCUUUGUGUGCUCCAUCUUGGCAGAAUAUGCUCCCCAGAAGUGCAUAGGCACAGCUUCACACACAGUAACUUUUGUUGCAGUGAGUUGGCUGUGUCAUUUGGUUCCUAAAGGCAACUGCAUAACCAGAAUGGCCUGUGGAAAUGUGUGGGUUCCCAGAGUUUGCAGCCUCCUCUUUAAAAAAAAAAAAAAUCCAUCUCUGUUCCUACCAGGUUUUUACUCCCCCAAUUACACUGAGCUGAGCUCUUGGUUAAGCUCUGUCCUCACUAACGAUAAGGUGUAUAAUCAAUAUAUUCUUAGCUGCAGCUUGGGGGUGGUGAAGAGAGUUUAACCCCUUUUGAGUAAAGAGAACACAGUUGGCACAAGACUAAAAAAAGACCAUGGAGGAGCAAAGUGGUUCCAGGAGCCAGCGUGGUCCCAAUACAUCAGAGUGGUCUUGAGAUUAUUAAAAACAACCCUGCUUUAUAAAAGUUCCAGCAUAUCUUUAACAUGGCUUAAAACUUCAGCACAAGUUUGUAACAUCAUGAUGGAAAAUAAGGUACUUGACUGAAAAAUGAAACUUGAAUAAGCAUAUGUUUAAUUGUGGAGGUUUUUCUCUGUCCUUUGGAAAGGAAUUAGCAUAUCUUGCAUCAUUAUUUGCUUACCAAAAAUAAAGGUCACUUAUUACUUA